Messenger RNA from Chironomus riparius, 1394 nucleotides. NCBI's taxonomy places the organism in Eukaryota, Metazoa, Arthropoda, Insecta, Diptera, Chironomidae. The record is from the annotation of a GenBank genome assembly.
AAGUCAACUCAUUUUGGACAUAACAAGCAGAAAUAUAUAAACAGUGAAUGAAUCAGAUUAAUUGAUCAAUCAAUUUAGUGCGUUGAAGUUAAUUAAUGAAAUAAUAGCUAUAAAAAAAUGGGUGGUGUAUUUGGAAAAUCAAAAAAGCCAGUAAGCAGAGUUACUGAGCAGGAUAAAGCAGUUCUACAAUUGAAACAACAAAGAGACAAAAUUAAACAAUAUCAGAAAAGAAUUGAACAAUCACUUGAGAAAGACCGUCAAUUGGCUAUAAGCUGUCUAAAUAAAGGACAAAGAGAGCGUGCAAAAUUAAUUCUACGUAAAAAGAAGUAUCAGGAGAAUUUAUUAGGAACAACUGAUAAAGAACUUGAGGCACUAGAGAAAUUAACAAGUGACUUAGAAUUUGCUCAAGUUCAGCAACAAGUCUUGGAUGGUCUUCAAGUUGGAAAUGAAGCACUUAAAAAGAUUCACGAAAUACUUACGAUCGAUGAAGUCGAAAGAAUUAUGGACGAAACGAGAGAAGGAAUUGAAAAACAACAAGAAAUUGAUGCUAUAAUAUCUACUGGAGCACUUUCUACUGAAGAUGAGGACAGUGUGGCAGCAGAAUUAGAGGAAUUAGUUGCAUCUACAUUGCCGGCAAUUGACGAGGAUAUCGAUGAUAAAUUACCGAAUGUUCCGACAGAGGAACCAGAAAUCGAAAAGAAGAAUAGGAAGGAAAAGGAACCACAAGAUCGUGUUGCACUUGAAGCUUAAAAUUUAACUUGAUGCUUAUGUCAAUCAGCUAUUAACUAUAUAAAUUGCAUGAAUGAAUGCUUCAAUUACAAAUUAUUAUGUGUAUUGUUGUAUAUGUAAGCAUGCCGAAGGAGAAAUAAUCAGGAAUGAUUAUUAUAUCAAUAUCAAUUUAACAAGGUAUAUACAUUGUAACAUGUAUUCCUAUAAAUCUUUUUAUUUUUAUUAUGUGAGUGUAUCCUUUUUGCUAAAAGAGUAUUUACUAUUAACAAAACAAAAGAAAAAGCUAUUUAGAGCCUAUUAAGUGUAAAAGCGAAAAUGAAUAUAUUUACAUAUUUUAAUGCGGAAAUACCCCCAGUACAAAAAAAAAAAACUUUCUGAACAAAGUCACAUGUUAUACAUUCUUAGAGAAUUAUCGCAUGCUAAAAUCACAAUUUGGAAUAGCUAAAGUCAUUAUUUGUUCUUCUGCUCGCCGCUUUCCCGCUUUUUCAGUCAAUCUACAUGUUUAUUCCUUUUUUAUUAGUCAUGCAAAUGCAAAACAUACUGUAGAAACAAAUGCCUCCGCAUCAAAUAAAUCUCAUCUUCUCAUUUACUCAAUUUUAAAAUUGUAACAAAAAAAAAAGAAGGAACAAAGAGAAUCGCUGAGUUAAUGCAUUUACAAAAAAACA